Messenger RNA from Zea mays, 644 nucleotides. The record is from RefSeq. NCBI's taxonomy places the organism in Eukaryota, Viridiplantae, Streptophyta, Magnoliopsida, Poales, Poaceae.
GUGCUCACCACCUCCGGCCGUAUCGUAUUCUUCAGAGAAGCUCGAUCUUGCGGUGGCCGGUCUCUUGCAUCUGCGGAUCUGCCUCCAGGCUACUCCAGUCACGCCACUCGAUCGAUCGCCACCUUCUCUCUCUCUCUCUCUCUCUCUCUAGUCCAGGGACGACCGGCCGGUCCAGGAGAUGAGCUCGGUUGGGAGGCAGGACUCCAUGGACAGCUUGGAUUGCUCCUACUACCUCUCGGAUGGCGGCCUCGUGGAAGCGCCCACCUUGUCCUCCAAGCAAAUCGAGCAUGCCAGGAAGCAAGCUUUGACGAUCUUGGAAACCAAGUCCCCAGAAGAGGUCUUGAAGAUUUUCACCGAGCAGGGUUCAGAGGCCAAAGCCGACCUGGCGAGGGAGAAGGCCCACACCCCGACGACGCCUCCAAAAGGUGCUGAUGCAAAGGCUACUACUACUAGCGGCACGGUGCGGACCUCACCGCCGACGAACUGAAGACGAAGAUCGAACGCCUGUCUGUCUGCCUGCCCUGCCCUGCUGCUCGUCGGAAGCAAAUUAAAAUAAUAGCAUGCAUAGUCUUUUUCUUCCGAUCAAAACCAACGGACGCAUGACAUGACUUCCUCGUGCUUAAUUACGCACACUUCAUCAAACC